AUGGCGCAGCAGCAGCAGCAGUGGAUGCUGAUGUAUCAGCAGUACCUACAGCAGCAGGUCAUGGGGCAGAUGCAGUCGCUGCUUCACCAGAGCCAGCAGUCUCAGCAGGAGGGCAUGACCUCCAUGAUUAAGCAGAUGCUCAACUCAAUGCAGCAGCACGGCGGCCCCCCGCCGCCCGGCGGCGCCCCUGCCGUGGGCCCCGGCGCGUCUCCCAGCCCCGGCGGCCCCGCAGUUGGCGGGGUGGCCCCGCCACACCUGCAGGCGGCCCCGCAGCCCGACGCGGCGGCGGCAGCCGCGGCAGCUUACCCAUCUCAGCAGCACGCGGGGCAGCCGGGGGCGCCUGGCGCGGCGCCGCCGCAGCACCGCCAGCCGCCGCAGCAGCAACAGCAACAGCAGCACCAGCACCAGCAGCCGCAGCAGCAGCAGCGCCAGGGGCAGAAGCAGCAGCACCAGCAGCAGCAGGCGCAUCAUGGGCUGCCAGAUCACCUUUAUGAUGACGAGGCGCCGCCAGCUGGCUUCGGCCCCCCCGUCCCCGGCGCCGUGCCGCGCGGCGGCGGCGGCGGUGUUGCCACGGGCGCGCCACCGGCGCUGGGGCCAGGGGCGGCCUCCGCGGCUGCUGUCGCAGACGAGGGGGUCCCGCCCGGCUUUGUGCGCGGCGGCCGAGGCAGCGGCGGCGGCGCGCCGGGGGCGGCGGGGCCGGCUGGCUUUGGCGGGCCGGGAUACCCUGCGGGUGGGAGGGGGCCGCCUGCAGGCGGACACGGCGCGGCUGGGCCGCCGCCGCCCGUGCAGCACCAGCAGCAGCAGGUCCACCAGCAGCAGCACCAGCAGCAGCAGCACCAGCAGCAGCAACCGCGCCAGCAACAGCAGCAACAGCAGCGACAGCUGCUGCCACAGCACCACCAGCCGCAGCCGCCGCCGCACCAGCAGCAGCAGGCGGCCCCACACCAGCACCUGCAGGCGCCUCCGCAGCAGCCGCCGCCUCAGCAGCCGCAGCAGCCGCGGCAGCAGCAGCGGGUGUUGGUUCCUGUGCCGGCCGCGUACGGCUACUCAGCGGCUGGCUGCGGCCGCGGCGGCGUGGGCCCGUCGGCGGGACGGGGGGGCCCGCUUCCGCAACAGCAGCAGCAGCAGCAACAGCAGCCCCCUGGGCCUGGGGGCAGGGGCCCCGGCGGCCUUGGAGCGGGCGGGGGCCGUGGUGGCGGUCCAUCUGACGGCUGGCCGCGUGGCAAGGACCAGUUUGCUGCGCCGUCGCACGCCGGCCCAGCGCGCGGCGGCGCGGCGGGGCCUCAGCCCCCGCCCCAGGCGCACCAUCCGCAGCAGCAGCAACACCAGCAGCAGCAGCAGCAGCAGCAGCAGCAGCCCGCGCUGCGCGGGGCAGCGGCGGGCGCCCGCAGCGCCGGCGGGGGCGCUGGCGCGCCGCCGCCGCAGCCGGCGUCGCCGGCCCGCGCCGGCGCUGUGCGCAAGGUGCCCGCGCCGAUCGGUGCGCAGGGCACUGCUCUGCUGUCGCGGGCGCUUGCAAGCCUGAAGGAACCGCUCUCGCCGCCGGCCGCGGCCCACGGCGCGCACGGCGGGCCCCGCGCCGCCGCGGCGCAGCCGGCGCCCAAGGGGCCGCAGCACCCGCCGCAGCAGCAGCCACAGCAGCAGCAGCAGGCGGCGGCGGCGGCAGCGGGCGCGCAGGGCGAGGGCAAGCGGGCGAAGAAGGCUGCUGCUGCUGCGGCGGCGGCGACGGCGGCGGCACCGCCGCCCAGCAAUGCCAAGGACAGAGGCGCCCCCGCGCCGGCGGCGGGCGCAGCCAGCAGCGCCAAGAAAGCGGAUGAUAAGAAAGGGGCAGACGCGAAGACAAAGGACAGGGAAGGCAAGGACAAGGCCACCGCGGCCGCGGCGUCCGGCAAGGAGAAAGACGGGAAGGAGAAAGGCAAGGGGGCGAAGCAAGCGGCUGCCGCCACGGGCGCCAGCGCGUCCGUGGCCGCGGCCGGCAACAAAGAGAAGGCGCCGGCCACCAAGGCGGCGGCGGCGCCGGCGCUGCGCCUGGCGCCGCGGCGCCAGGGGCGCCCGCGGCGGCGCCGCCGGCCAGGGCGGCCGGCGGCGACGGCGGCGGCGGCGGCGGCGGUGGCGGGAUCGCACCGGAGGUGA
This is a messenger RNA of Monoraphidium neglectum, 2130 nucleotides long. RefSeq lists its product as hypothetical. Lineage: Eukaryota; Viridiplantae; Chlorophyta; Chlorophyceae; Sphaeropleales; Selenastraceae. Bases 1 to 2130 code for a protein of 709 amino acids. The record is from RefSeq and is a predicted model, not a curated record. The transcript has 3 exons.